GACAUCAUCUGGUGUUGUUGGCUUUCUAGCAUAAUGCUAGCUUGUGUUUUAACGUUUACACUAGGUAACGUAAGUAACCAUUAUCCUCUUAAGUAAACUAGCUUGCUAAACAGCCGCCUCACUAAGAAAAUACUGACCUUUACUAUUUACGAAAACGACCAAGAAGGAGUAAGGUUUAAGCUAGCUCCAGGCAUAAUGGCAAGUCAGCGACCUGCCUCUGGCAUUGGCAGGCCUUUGAGCCGCAGUGGGACUGCAGUCCCUGGGGCUGGAAGACCCCCAACAGCCGUCCGACCUCCUCCUACAGCUAUCCGUGUCACAACUGGGAUGGUUCCAGGUACAAGUGGUCAUCCUGGCAUGAGGGGCGGCAUCCCCCUUGCCACCCCUGGAGUCCUGUCGGCGCAGAUCAAAGUGACCGACAGGCCUGUGACCCAACAGGGCCUCAGUGGUAUGAAGACUGGCAUGAAAGGACCUCAGAGACAGAUUCUGGAUAAGUCCUACUACUUGGGCCUUCUUAGGAGUAAGAUCAACGAGUUAACCACAGAGACCAGCAAACUGCACAAAGAGAUCGACAACUACAACCAGGAGAAUUCAGUUUAUCUCUCCUACGAAAAGAAAGCUGAAGGCCUGGCUGGGGAGAUUAAGGAUCUACAGGGCCAGCUUGCUGACUACAACAUGCUGGUGGACAAGCUCAACACAAACACAGAGAUGGAGGAAAUGAUCAACGACUACAACAUUUUGAAAGCCCACAAUGACAGCGAGGCUGAAAGCAUCGACAGCAUCUUCACUGAGAGGAGAGAAAGAGAGGAGGCCAUCAGGGCGAUAGAAGAGGAGAUCAGGGGGGAGAGGAGGGUCGCCGAGGAGGUCGUCCAGGCGAUGCCAGCCGGCAAGCAGGAGCGGUACUUCACCAUGACAACAGCCAAUGAGGAACUGCUACAGGAGCUGACUGUUCUCCAGGAGGAGCUGGACCUUCUGAUAACCAGGAAGGAGGACUACGACGCUGAGCUGUCCCACUCGCACAUAAAGCAGGAAGUGGUUCGGCUCCACGAGACUCUGUUGGCUCUGCAGGGGAAGCGUGAGGCCAUGGAGGCGGAGCACAAGAGCUCCCCCCAGGACGAGAGAGAGACACUGCUGAAACAGGUGAAGGAGGACAACCAGGAAAUCGCCAGCAUGGACAGACAGCUUACAGAGAUCAGGGAGAGGAUGGAACAGAUCACAGAGCAGAUCCGACAGCUGGAGCAGGACUCAGAGGAGGCGCAGGGGGAGUGUCAGCAGAAAUACAGGGAGCUGAAGAGGAGGGAUGAGGACAUUGACCGGUACAUGGAGUCUUUUGAGGAGGUCAGGGCUCAGGAGCAGGACAAGAUGACCCAGAGCCAAGAGAACAUCGUCUCCAUCCUGGAACACUGCAGCAGGAACAUGUUAAGGCUACAUCAGGUGGACACAGUGACAGCCAGUGAGCUGAGGAACAUGCAGGAGGUGCUGGUCAGCAAGGAGACGGAGGUGGUCCAAUCAGAGAGCACCGCCAGAGGACUGACAACAGAAUCCCAGCGGCUGCAGCAGGACCUGGAGAAGGUGCAGCAGCUGGAGGGGAAGAUCAGCGGGGAGCUCAGCUCCCUGAAGGAGCGCGUCGGCACCAUGGAGACGGAGCUGCUCACCUACAGAGACCUGGACACCCUGAGGCACACAGGGGAGGAGAAGAAGAAGAGGCUACAAGAGGAGCGUGUGUCACUUACUCAGCGUCGGGAUUCAUUCAAACAGCUGCUGGAGGAAAUGAAUCAGAAAUAUGAAGCUCUGAAGACCAAACUGCAAGAAAACGAGACUCACGCUCAGCUGGCUAACCUUGAGAGGAAAUGGCAACACUUGGAGCAGAACAACUUUGUGAUGAAAGAGUUCAUCGCCUCGAAAUCUCAGGAGAGUGACUAUGCGUCGGUCGCCAAGAAUGUCUCCCAACAAGUGGCAGAGUACAACAAGAGUCUCAUCGACUCCCUGCAGAACAACAGGAGUUAAACACACACACACAUAAAAAGGCAUUUUAGUCAAUGUCACCAUAAAGUGGUCAGCACAUAGAAUAAUUUAAAAGUGAUGCAGUUUUCUCUUAAGAAAGCAUUGAUACUUCAAAAUGUUUCAGCAGCACGCUAUAAAAAACUAUUGUUUUGCUAGUUCAACAUGUUCAUUAUAUCAAGUUUGUGAUGGAUUGUUUUGUCCGUAAAACUGUAGCUGCUUACUGUUCUCAAAUACACUAAUAUGUCAAUGUAGUGAACGUUUUAAAUAUGUAGUAUUUUUCUAUUUAAAUGUAAAGCAGAUUUUUGAGCAUUCCAUGUCAAUAUUGUGGGUUUCUGUCAUUCUAUCUUCAAAGUUCUCUGAAUAUUUGAAUAAAGAUGUUUUGACAAAAGAAAACACUCAAGUCAGAAAAAAAUGUACUUCCCAUUUUCUAUAUUUAUUGCUUUUAAUUACAGAAAAACAAUUUGCAUAAAAUCCAAAUUCCACUUUAGAAAUAUGUUUGACCUUUCAAGUACAUAGAUAUCAAAGAGUACAGUAAACAUUACAACUGAGGUGGGCAGCACAGGGACCCCUUGCAAACACAGUACAGCAUUUUGCAAACCAUCAACACAACUACACUCGGGUUGUUAGGGGCCUCCUCAGUAUUUACACUGGACCCCUCUAAUUUCUGAUCACUGGAUCCAGAACUCUGCAGGAUCUGAUCCGCUUAAAACAUCCACUGAAGAGCAGGGAAGCAGUUUUGGACACAAGUAAUGUUCAAAGUGGAACUGAAGACAAUCGGAUCUCACAGCAGUCAGUUUGAGGGUGUGCAUCCUUUAAAAAUGGACAUAAAAUAUCUCUGAAUCCACCUCUGGUUUUUCCUAAAAGUCACUUUUUUAGUAUUCAUGAAAACAAUAUGCAUAGACUUCAAUUUAACUAAUGCACUGACAGUAGGUGAAACAGGGAUGGCAGACAAAAACAAGCCCUGAAAACACCUUAAGGGCAGAAAGUUGCACAAUCAGAAACAACAUUGAUGGGGGAAGCAUUACAUACCACAUUAAUCUCGAGGAACUGAGAAGAACUAGCAUCCUUCGGUAAAAUAUAUUUCAAUUGUCUUUAGACAGGCCUAUAAACAGAUGCUCAUAAUGUACAAACACCAUUAACAGUCCAGGUUUAAGUUAUUUUUGUUAACGGUUACCUCCUUGCACACGUUCUCAUAUGGAAGUGUUCAAUAUUAAAUACAUAAAAAAUACAUUAUGACAAAAAUAACACGAAUUAACCAUGUAAAAUAUAUAAACCAUCUAGUUAUAAAAUUAAUGGCCUUUUAUUUUCAAACUUAGAUUGUUUUCAUGUCACUUUUCUUUGCCCUAGCUAACAGGUGCUAACUAGCUACAUCUGGCAGAAGUUGUUGAUCUUGCUAGCUUAAGAGGCAGGGAGGCAUGUGAUUGGCUGAAAAGUUGGAAGGCGGGACAGGUCGGCUGUUAUGAAAGAGGACAUUUUAAAGCAAAAGAUUCAAGUAAAAAAAAAUUAUAAAACGUAUUAAAGUAUUUCAACAGCUGUUUCAUUUAUUGUUUACUACUGUGCACAUAGGAGCUCCAUAUUCUUACAUCCUGCCUCUAUUUAUUAUUAAAAUGUUUCCCAAACACUUUUCAAAUAACCUUCAAAGAGCUUAAAGGGUUAAAGAGCUUCAAA
Trematomus bernacchii (emerald rockcod) is the source of this 3669-nucleotide messenger RNA. It is a transcript of the gene ift74, whose product is annotated as intraflagellar transport 74. Gene Ontology annotation, biological process: intraciliary transport involved in cilium assembly; cilium assembly. The transcript has 20 exons. NCBI's taxonomy places the organism in Eukaryota, Metazoa, Chordata, Actinopteri, Perciformes, Nototheniidae. The coding region runs from base 196 to 2004 and encodes 602 amino acids. The record is from RefSeq and is a predicted model, not a curated record. Gene Ontology annotation, molecular function: beta-tubulin binding. Gene Ontology annotation, cellular component: cilium; centrosome; intraciliary transport particle B.